Molecule: messenger RNA, 492 nt
Organism: Penicillium psychrosexuale
Lineage: Eukaryota; Fungi; Ascomycota; Eurotiomycetes; Eurotiales; Aspergillaceae
Exons: 2
Coding region: 1-492 (163 amino acids)
Source: RefSeq, a predicted model, not a curated record
AUGUCAAGGCCGGGACCCAGCCCGCCUGCUGCUCUGGUGUAUGCACAGAUCUCGAUAACGAUGUCGCCGGCUGUGGUGCAUGUAACUGUACCAGUCAAGCACCAGCCUGCUGCUCCGCAACCUGCACUAACACAGCCACCGACCCGAACAACUGCGGCCUAUGCGGUAGCAAAUGCACAGGCACCAACCCCGCCUGCUGUAACGGGAUAUGUACGGAUCUUAGCACAGAUCCCGCCAACUGUGGAUCUUGCUCAGCGAGCUCGUGUACUGGUGUUAAUCCGGCUUGCUGUUCGGGGACAUGUGUCGAUCUUAAUUCCGACACUAAUCACUGCAGCUCAUGUUCGGCUUUGCCGUGCGGUGGAGCACAGCCUGGCUGUUGCUUUGGGCAGUGUACAGACCUAUCUACCAGUUUGCAACAUUGUGGAUCUUGCACUGCUGCAUCAUGUCCUGGCUUGCUGCCGGCUUGCUGUAAUGGAGCGUGUACCGAUUUGA